Messenger RNA from Lasiodiplodia theobromae, 729 nucleotides. RefSeq names its product O-methyltransferase. Bases 1 to 729 code for a protein of 242 amino acids. NCBI's taxonomy places the organism in Eukaryota, Fungi, Ascomycota, Dothideomycetes, Botryosphaeriales, Botryosphaeriaceae. Gene Ontology annotation, molecular function: S-adenosylmethionine-dependent methyltransferase activity; O-methyltransferase activity. The record is from RefSeq and is a predicted model, not a curated record. The transcript has a single exon.
AUGUCUCCUCCAGCCUCCAAGCCCCCCGGUCCCGGUCAAGGCCUUGACCCGAGCUGGGUCGCUGUCGACAAAUACACGUUUUCUACACUGCACUCUCACACUCAGCCCAACCAUGCCUUCCUCGAACGCACUCUCACCCGUUCUGCCGAAGAGGGUCUUCCUCCCAUUGCUUCCUCGCCCACCCAGGGAAAAUUUCUCGCGCUGCAGUGUCGAUUCGGGCAAGUGAAGCAUGCGCUAGAUAUUGGGACGCUCGGCGGCUAUUCAGCCAUCUGGAUGGCCUCGAUGAAUCCGGACAUGCGGGUGACCACUUUCGAGUACUCCGAACAUCAUGCGUCGGUGGCGCGUAAAAACUUCGAGGAGGCAGGCGUGGCGGAUCGUAUCGAUCUACGAGUGGGCCCUGCAGCUGAAAACUUGGCCAAGCUGUUGGAGGAAAUUGAGGCCGGAAAAGCAGAGCGAGUCGGCUUCGCUUUUGUGGACGCAGACAAGAUGAACAACUGGACAUAUUGCGACUUCGCUAUUAGGAUGGGAUAUCCCGGGACGUGCAUCUGUAUCGAUAACAUCGUGCAGCAUGGAUAUCUGGUCAAGGAAGAAGCGCAGGAUGAAGAGGCGGUGAAAGGCGCACGAAUUGCCGUCGAGAAUGCGGGGAAAGAUGAUCGAAUCGAAUCGCUGGUGAUGCAGUGCGUUGGCGAGCGUAAUUACGAUGGGUUCCUUAUGGCCGUGGUGAAAUGA